Molecule: messenger RNA, 1513 nt
Organism: Saccostrea cuccullata (small rock oyster)
Lineage: Eukaryota; Metazoa; Mollusca; Bivalvia; Ostreida; Ostreidae
Exons: 6
Coding region: 30-1496 (488 amino acids)
Source: RefSeq, a predicted model, not a curated record
AUCUUGCCAUUGGAAUAACUGGUAUUGUUAUGUUUGGUACGUUAGUGAUUGGUAUGAUUAUUCUAAGGACAGUGAAACAUAGAGGACGGGGAAAACGAAAAUGGAGAAGAAACAAAUCAGAUAUGACGACAAACGAAGAAAUUGAAUGCUUUAAUAGGAAAUCAUCUUCUUUUCAAACAAAUGACCUGUGGGUGAGCUCGAUCUACAUUGGUGAUAAAUAUUGCGGAAUGGCUUAUUUAGAUCCAAAAUAUCCAGAAGAUGUUGUAAGCCUUGGAAGGAAUGAAAUGAUAGGAGUUCUCCUCACAAAGGAUGGGCAAGUGAAGGAGUUUGGAGAUAAAGCCCGUAAAAUGUUUACUGAAAAUAGAGAAGAUUCCAGUGAUUAUAUUUUUCUUGAUCAUGACAAAUUGGAUAUAGAGCUCGGCAAUGAUUAUAUUUCUGAACUGCCUUCCUUGAAAAUAAUUGACGUUUAUCAGAGUAUUAUUGGCUUCUUGGUCAGGAAAAUUGUUGAGACAGUUGCUGGUCCUCUGGAAAAAGAAGGCACAUCAUGUAAAUCAGAUUCAUGUUUAUUAUGCAACAUGCAUUGUGUGAUCACAGUUCCUUAUCACUGGAAAAUCUACGUUAGAGAUCUCAGAAGCGCUUUUGACAGAAUAAUGAAAGAGAUUCACAAAAACGUGAACAAAGAGCAGUUGCACAUUAAGUCGAGAGAGGUGGCGAUAUCUCCAUACAUUCAUGAAGUUAAAGCAUCUGUCACCUGUUUGAAUUUCAAUGUUGACAACCUGAUUUUUAAAGAAAAAACAGCAUAUGUUAAUCUACAUGUUGGAUCAAAGUACUGCAACCUAACAUUUCUAAGUGCCACGGAUCCAAAGAGGCCAGACGAGAUUAUAGGUCAGCCAUACAGACAACCAUGGAAAAAGAGAACACCAGAGGUGCAAUUUGUAAACCUCCUGAAAGACUUGUUCACAGAAGCUUUGUUCAAGGAAUGGAAAGACACAUAUAACUGGGAGUACAUUUCUCUACUUUGGCAGUUUGAAGAUCAGAAAAAUAAAAUGUGCGAAAACUUAGACGACAAUGAAAAAUAUGCAUUUAAAUUGUCUUCAAAAUUAUUCAAACCAUUUAAAGAAGAUCAAUCUAAAAUGGUUUCUCUGAAGGACCGACUGAAAAAAAUAGAAGAACUGGAAAUGAAUGAAAGUGAUUGUAGCAUAGUUUUCAAAUGGUCCUUUUUGAAAACAUUUUUUACUCAUGUUAAAGAGAGUACUCGGGAUAUCAUCCGGCGCCACAGAAAUGACUUGAAAGAGGUACGUUGUGUGGUAAUGACUGGUAGCUUUUCUCAAAUGAAAUUGUUUCUGCAUGAGGCUGAAAAAGAGUGGUUUAAGGAAUUAACCCAAGCAGUAACUGUUGUCAUUCCUGUGCAUAUUGGUUCCACAUAUGCGAUGGGCGCUGCAUAUUUUUUCAAAAAAUAUCCAAAAUGGAUAUUUUAUGACCUUAUCAGUAAGUGACUGUCCUUAAAGAUGCA